CCAUGCGUUUUUAACAUUAUUUUUAAUUAUGACGUCUUCUCGAAAGUCUUCCGUUGGAGGAACAAAAAAGAAAAGCAGUGCUAAAAUAGAACUAACUGCUGAGCAGAAGAAGGACAUUCAAGAUUCAUUUAAUCUUUUUGAUCAAGAUGGUACAGGUUUUAUCGCAGCGAGGGAUCUUAAGGUUGCACUCAGAGCACUUGGGUUUGAACCUAAGAAGGAAGAAAUCAAGAAAAUGAUAUCUGAGAUCGACAAAGAAAAUACAGGCAAAAUUGCAUUUGAUGAUUUUUUAAAACUGAUGGCUGAAAAAAUCAGUGAUAAAGAUGCUAAUAAAGAAAUUCUGAAAGCAUUCCAACUGUUUGAUGAUGACAGCACAGGGAAAAUUUCGUUCAACAACCUAAAGCGUGUAGCAAUGGAGCUGGGAGAAAACAUCACCGAUGAAGAAUUGCAAGAAAUGAUUGAUGAAGCUGACCGAGAUGGUGAUGGUGAGGUCAACCAAGAGGAAUUUCUUAGAAUUAUGAAAAAGACAUGUCUUUAUUAAAGUUUGAUUUCCCUUCACUUUUAAUCUUUUUUUUUUUU
Messenger RNA from Uloborus diversus, 576 nucleotides. RefSeq lists its product as uncharacterized. The transcript is spliced from 5 exons. Gene Ontology annotation, biological process: mitotic cell cycle; centriole replication. NCBI's taxonomy places the organism in Eukaryota, Metazoa, Arthropoda, Arachnida, Araneae, Uloboridae. The record is from RefSeq and is a predicted model, not a curated record. Bases 29 to 538 code for a protein of 169 amino acids. Gene Ontology annotation, molecular function: calcium ion binding. Gene Ontology annotation, cellular component: centriole; centrosome.